GGCCACAUUCUCUUUUCCCGCCAAUAAGAGAGAAGUUCGUAGAAGAUCAAAUCGCUCGAUGUGUUGGAAUGAACUCAAUGAACAAACUUCAUGCAAAGAUGUCUAAAAAACGAGCGCCUUUAUUCUGUCAUGAAAUUCCUCACGAUCAUUUCGGUGAGUGGUCAUAACAACGAACAAAUAAUUUGCAUACUCUGCGAGAUUUUGAAUAGCCAUGGAUCAUGUGAUACAGGGUAUUUUCGAGCACAUAAUCACGAAGGCCAUAUGGUCGUCAGACACCCGUAUUUUAGCUAAAUACAAGCAGACGCAUAACUUUCCAAAGCCUUAAACAAAAGAAAGUCAAAUGCAGAACCUCAAAAAUACUAAUUCUGCAAGCUGGAGCAAACAUGUGGGAAUUGCAAUGAGUUUGUUAUCAAAAAUUAAUCAAUAAUUAAGGUUUAUGUAUUAAACUUUAGUGAUUAAAGCUGAUGUUGUUUGAUGAUUUUAAAGUCAUUAAAGUUUAAUCGUUAUUGCUGAAUGUGCAUGCAAAGUUCACCCUUGGGUGUUCAUCAUAAGAAUUAACGUGCAUAGCUCCACAAUAAAUAUUAAUAAUAACAUUUUAUAAUACAAACACCUCUCAACACAUUAAAAGUCACACAACCACCAGAAGAACAGUAAUACUUUUUGUAGCUGUUGUUGGCUUGUUUAUCUUUGGUUAUUCUGUGUGUAACAGCUACAGAGUGUGGCCAAAUGAAUUCCUGUGAUACGAAAUAACCAGAAAAUGAAAUUUGAAUAAAGGCCAGCUUGAACUGUAACCUAGCUGUAGGGCUUGUGAAUCCAAACUUGUCAUCUUUGUUAAAUCCUGAGUAGGAGAUGACAGCCCUGUGUUGCUCAAUAUACCGCAGAUGCAGAAACCUUUCAACCAUGGUGAGUUUCUAGAUAAUUUUUAAAGCAAAAUGAUCACAAAUGUGCAUCACAGAAGCACUUCUGGGCCAAUAUUAUUUUACAUAUCCUGAUUUAAAGAUCGCUUCCUACAUGUAGUAGUGAUUCAACAAAAUGAAGAUCAGUUUUACUGCCCUCAUUUGAUCAAUUGUCUCUGUGAAUAAGAUGUGCUUGAUUAAGCUUUUACUCUAUAAUUUGUGGUUAAAUCAAUGUCGAUAUGAAAAAUGGCAGUUGGGAAAAUGUUCUAAAUAGGCUUAUUUUUAUUGACAUAAUGGUAUUUUUUAAAUUGAUGUGAAGGAAUGAUACUAACUGGAAAACUGACUUGUUGUACUAAUGCUUGCUGUAAACUCUCCUGCCUGACCUGGGGGGCUUAUUUUGUCAAGUCAUUUUUAAGAGGAAGGGGUACUUAUUGUAGAAGGGCAAUGUUUACUAUUUAAAACUGAAGCGGCAACCAUUGGAAAUUAUUCAUUUUUUGGGUUUAAGGAUCUUGUAAUGACUGGCAAGUGUCCUCUUUAUCUGAUCGUAAGCUCUCCAUUCUUUUACUUCAGGUUGGCAACGGGAAAUUAUUUACCGACACAUAGGAUCUAGCCGAAACAGUGAGGUUAAUUACAUAACACCUUGUGGAAAAAAAUUAGUAAGUUAGUGCAGAAUAUUUACCCUAACCCUUUUAAUACUAAACCAAGUUAACAGUAUAAUGGUGAGAUUAUUUGCCACUCUAAAUGUGGACAAAAUCUAUCGAUCUGUGAAAGAAUUCUUGUAAGUUAGACAUCUUGUAUUUUCGAAAGACAAAUUUGACCUUUUGGAAUUUUUUACUUUGACCACUGUUAGGACUGGAAAGUGUUUAAGAGGUCAUGAAAUCACUACUUUGUAUAACUUGCCAGUAAAGAUCAUUUUGUCUUUUUCACAUACAGAGUUGUCGGGGUGACGUGGACAAGUAUCGUAAGUCCUUUUCUUAAAUUCUCCUGAAUUAAUUGUGGAUUUUAUCCAGACAAGUACACUCAAAGAAAAUCAAAUUGCAGUGUUAUAAAGUUUUUGAAGAUGGUUGUUAAAACCAACAGCAGCAUUAUAGUUAUUAUAGUACCUGUUACAUCAAGGUAAUGAUCAUAAGUUGUUCACCUUUGAAUUAGCAUUUGGUUCAUACUAGUGCCUUGUUGUUGAUAGACGGUUACCUUGGACUGGAUUUGCCGAAAAAUGAUAACGGGAACAUUUUUUUACUCUUUAUAAACUAGAAAUACGUUUAUCGGAACACCUCGUGAAUCUGUGACGGGUCAGCAAUGUGAAUAAAUUGAAACCAGCCAAAUAAAAGAAAAAAAAAGAUGGUAAAAAAAAGCAAAAACAAAACUGCGAAGAAAAGGAAAAAAAUUCCUCCGGCGGGAGUCUAACCCUGGACCUUAAAUGUGUAAGGUCAUCUCCUUGUCAAUUGCACCACUUCACCAAGUGUUAAUUGUUCGUCUUGAAUCAAUAUGAUAAACAUUUUUGCCAGUGAACCUGCCAGCAGAUGCUGUUUUAAGCUGGUGGACCUGUAUUUAUCAAUAAUUAAAAGACAUAUACAAGGAAUAAAUAAGCAGGGUUUCAAUGUAAAAGCCCAGCUACUUUAACUCAUCUCGUCACAUUUAUUAUUCCUGGUAUUUAAAAACUGGUAUGUAGACAAACCAUUUUGAAAAACUGAUCAAAUGCCUUUUGUUUUUUAGUAAAGACAGAGAGAAUAGGUUAUUUAUCACCAGACUGGUUUUCUUUUGACAAUCAUGUCCUGGUUGGUGGAGGAGACAAAGAGGUACAAAUUAAUGUUGAGAUGUUUUAGUUGUUGUUACAGUUACUAAGGAAGUAUUAUACAGUUUAUAUGUAACUAUCUAUUUAAUAUAAACCAAAGUAUCUGCUUUCAUUACGUGUCACUGCUCUUAGGAAGUGUGUGAUUUGUUCCCUAAAUUCAAAAUUCAUAUUAUAUGUUUCAUUUAUUCACAAAACUUAGUUAAACCCUUUAAUGCUUCUGCUAAAUUCUUCUCGACCAUUACUUAGUUUUAUCCAUUACAAUCAAAAUAAAAUACCUCUGGCAAAAAAAAAGCACACAAUACAGUCACAUGACUGUGACUGAUUAGUGAAUAACGAGACAGCUGAUUUUGAUAUGGAUGGUGUAUGUCACCUAAAAGGCCAGCAGGAUAAUCCUCAUUUUUCAGUCGGGCUUUUAUGUACACGAUGGUUUCAAUAGGUGAUCAUACUAACAAUCAUGUGAUAACCAGAAUUUCCCACUAGGACAGCUGAUAACCAGUUUCUUACUUACCUAUGGUGCUCUGUUUAUGUACCCAGAGCUCCUCUAUUAACCUUUUUAACCCUAACUAAGAUCAAAAUUUGAAUUCUCAUUUAUUGCCCCUAUUUGUUUCCUACAGAAGAAGUGGGGAGAAGUUGAUAAAAUAUCAAGCAAAUUCAUCUUGUGCGAUCAUGUCCGUAAUUCUCAUGACCAUUCUGUUUUACAAAGCAUUGAUAUUACAUUUACAAGGAAAAAUUUGAUGCUGAUCACUCUUGGGGCUUAAAGGGUUAAAAUAUUAAUAAAAUGGUGAAUUGCAGGUGUCUCGCACGAUGCCAGCAGCACCUACACAGUCUGAGCCUUGGAGAAAAUCCAAGUAAGCUUCAUUAUUUUUUUUUCUAUUUUCUCAUGUUUUUCUGAUAUUUAUGAAAAAAAUAAAUUGAUCAUGAUGAUUGGUCAUGGUAGUUGUUAUACACAGUGUACAUCAUGUCUGCACACAAAUUAUGAGGGGCUUUUUGGGGUAUAUGAAAUAUGUUAGGAAUCCUGCAAAUGUUCAUUGGUAAACUAGUUGGCCAUCUUAUGAGCAUGGCCUUGAGAUGAACUCACCAGGCCGAGGGAUAUAUAAAUGGGAACAAAUUCAGCUAGUAGUCAAGGCGAGACUAACUGACUGCCAACUGAUUGCAAAUAAAUGCAAGUCUUGCACUCUAACCACAUACUCACCUGGCCUUCAAGUGUAAUGUUUUGUGUUACUUAUCUUGCAUGAAGCAUGUGUUGAGGUUCUUUAACAUUCUAGUUAUAUUUGUUUCAGGACAUCAAUGCAGAAUCUGUCCUUUUGAGUGUUAUUGUGCAAUUAAAGUUAUUUUACAGUGCAUUAUAGAAAAUUGAUAAAUUAUUAUUCACAUGAUGUUAAGCUUGUCUGUGCGUUACUUGUAGAUGGUCUACAGUGGUGAUAUGUACAAGAUAUUGUCCAGAGCGAAACAACACCAGGCCUUCACUGCAAUGCAACUUGUGCAAAGCGUUUUUUCACCCCGAAUGUGUGUUUCUUUCUCCAACUGAAGCUAAGAAAGUGAAAGAUUCUUAUGUUUGUACAGUAAGUUAAUUCUUUUAAUUUAUCAGAAUGCAAAGAAUAGAAUGUCCGAUAGCCCAGCCGGGUGAGUGGAUAUUGCCCAAUGGGCAAGUGAGGUUUUUGGGGCACUGAAAUUACAGAAGAACUGCUAUCAAUCCUGCUUGUCAAAGUUUUUUUUUUUUUUUGGACUCUUGGGCAAGUACAUGCCAACUAUAGCUUGCCCAAAUGGCAAGCUGCAAAAUAGACUCUCUUUGCACCCUGAUUUAUGGUAGUGAAAUCUUAUUGUAGAGUGAUAGAUGUGGAGCCAAGAUAAACAAAGUUUACACAAGACCAGUAUGAAGGGGCCAUGACUGUCAUCAGGAUAUUGCUGGUUUAGGUCAAUUCCAUGCUGAGGUCAUUACUUACUGCCUUUACCCAUUUUUUACAAAAAAUGUUCCAUUAGAGUCAUAAAGAAGAUAUCAAACCAAUUUGAUCAAGGAACACUAACCAUACAGUAAUAAUGAUAUUUAGUUGGUGAUGUUUUUUGCAGGCGUAGCAUUAAAACUUGAAAAAGUUGACCCAACUUUUACAUGUUUCAAUCCAGGUCCUUUCAUGCCAAAUCCAUGUUAAUAUUAUUAUAGACAGCAGCUGGCGACAGUUUCAAUGCCUAAACACAGGCUUAAGUAACAAAAGUGUAUUAUUAUCAUUUAAAUUAAUUUGUUUUAACUUUUAAAAAAGAUAGCAAAUAAUGCAAGCAUAGUUUUAGGUGUCAAGGAAACCUGUAUUGGAUCCACCCUUUUAAGUCAGUAAAUUCAUGCUUUAUUGACACUGUGACAUCAUUAAAAUGUAAAAAUUUGUGUGGUGUCUUUUUCUUGCUUCUCAUCAAUGUCUUGGAACUCUCCAGAAGUUGUAAGAGCAAAAUGUUUACUGGAAGGAAACAAAGGAAAUCAUUUUAGGCAAUUAUAUUUGUAAUAAUAUAAGUGGUUUCUUCUGUAAAAUAAAUUAUUAUUUUUUUACAGAAGAAAUCACUUUUUCCAUAAUUCACCUCAAUCAAAUCUCUCCACAAAAGUCAACUCAAUUUCAAUUCCUUUUGAUGUAGUGGUUAGCUGAAGUUGUUGUUAAAAUUGUCUAGACAAUCUGAUCCCCAUUUUAACUAUUUUAUUAUGUUGUAGCACUGCUUGCUAGAAGAGAACCCAGAUGCACUGAAAGUAAAAAUCAAAUUAACAGAUGUUUGUCCUGUUCUUAAGUUAUCAUUUGAUUGCCUCCUUCAUAUCUUGUCAUAUCUUCCCCUCAAUGACUUGUGCAGGUAGGUCUCUUACACUUCUGUCAAUUCACUUACAACUUUCAGAUUAUAUUUUACAGCUGCCAUUUGUUUUUUGAUGGUUACACUUAAGAUUCUUUAUUAGGCCUUAUGUGACAUAACACUUUGAAAGCAUCCCAAUGUUAAAAACAAAAUGAGGUUCUUUAUCUUCAAACAACAACAACAACAACAAACUUUAUUAAUAAACAGAAAAUAUAUUAUUACAGAAGCAUUGCCCUCAGCUAGCAAGGCUAUUCGAGUUGGGAUGAGCGCAAAAUAUUAAGUUAAGACUAUAAAAGGCUAACUUAGGAAAGUUUACAGUUUGCAAAUAUAUGAAGAAUAAUAAUAUAUAUUUUUUUAUUUUAGUGCAAGUUGUGUAUGCAGUAUGUGGAAUCAAGUGUCAUCCCAACCUAUCCUGGUGAGAAAUGAAAUAGUGGUUAUUGUGAUGUGAAUUGUGACACUGUAGUUGUGGUGCUUUACAACACUCUUUUAGUAUUAUCCACCACAUUCAUAUUUAUUGGUGUAUACUUUAAUGGUUAAUGUUACCAAAUCUAUCAGUCAUGGCUACAAUGAGGAUAUCAAGAAUAGAUGUGGAAUCAUAUUUUACAUAAAAGAUAAAAGAAAGCCUAAAAAAGCUUUACAUGAAAGAUUAUCAUAGUUACAAUAAAAUUGUUGACUUUAAAUACAUGUGAGGCGUCUUUUAUAGCUUGUAGUUAUUCAGCAAAAGACAUCUUUUUAAUUAAUGAACAGUGAGAAGAUUUCAGUUUGUUUGCUGAUUCAGUUGUUUGCUUUUUUAGUGGAGGAGAGUGUCACUACAUGGUCUGCAAGUUAAGGACUGGGACAUAGCUGCAAGAACAAUGGUGCAGUUUUCUACUCAAAGACUGGUGAGCUUAUAAAUUAUUAUUACAUGUAUGUAGUACAUAAGGAUAUCUAAUAUCCCAGAGUGCAGUGUUGCAUGAUUUCUGCAAUGAACUGAAACAUUUCUUAGCUGCUAUGUGCUGGGCCAUUGUCAGUUUUAAACCCUGUUAGCUUAGGUUAUAAUAUUCAAAUUGUAAUGGGAUGCAUUUUUCUGUUAAUCACAGGAUUUAAGGGGUCUCAUUCAUGGCAAGAGUCUCACUGAUUCUUGGUUAACCAUUGGAAAUGUUUUGCGUCAGUUGUCCAGUAUAAAAUGGCUGGAUUUUGGACUGGUGCCAACAUGGAUUCUUCAUCAAGUGACAGAAACUUCACCAGAGUAAGCAGUCGGGCGUAAACUUGUCGUUAAUUGAAAAGGCUCUCAGUUUCAUAAGAAAAUACAUUAGUUAAUUUGUUGGGAAAAUCUCAUAGUUCAUUAGAAGUCAUUUCUAGCAAAAUUUUAUCACGUCAUCCCUUGGAUUUUGAAAUUAUAUCUUCUGUGUUUGUAGUGUCAUAUUUUUGUGGAUAAACAGAGAUAUAGCUAAGAGGUGGCUGCAGCCAGUGAAUUUCACUGGCUGAAACAGAGCUUACCACCACAUCAAAUUUCUCCAAAAAAUAAGAUGUAAAUUAAUUUUUUGGUAAUUUUGACAGAUUGCAAGGCAAUAAUCCUUUUAAGCUUUCAUCCAGCUACAUCCCUGGUCAAGACGUACAUUCUUAACAGUGGUUAAUGUGUUGAUUGUUCAAACUGACUUAAGACCUGUUGACGUGUUGUCCCUGGUCUGAACCAUUCUUGACACUACUUCCAGAGACAACAUGCUCAACUUCACUCUUUUUUCCACCUAUGACAAAUGAGUCCACUUUUGGCAGGACACUAUCCCUCGGGACCUACUUUAGCUGUUUGUCAUUGUACGUGUAUACAGUUAACUCUCUUAAUGCUAGGGACAGCACUACAAUGAUAAAUUAUAAAACAGUUUAUCCAAGAGAGAGAGCAUCACUCCUACAAUACAGCUGCUUCAGACUUCAUUCUGGUCUCUUGGGUAUCCUGUGGCUUGUCUGUCCAGUAGUCAUGUUCACAGGCACACCAGUUAGAUACUGCAUUGUAUGUGCUCUUUGUUUUCCAGUCAGAUAGUAAUACUUUAAAUGAACCUAUCUUUCACAGCUUGGAGGUCUUAACUGCAGAAUGGAUAAGUGAUACUGAACCUGGCAAAUGGUAUGUUAAAGUCUAUCUUUCUUAGACAGCAUAUACAGCUGUUGAUCUAGACAUUUUAUAUGCACAUUUUAGGAAGUGAUUUAACAUACAUUGUGCUAGGUAUUGCACUCCUGCAAAACCUUCAUGUUGCUUGACAUUUUGAUAUAUUUCUCCCCAUAAUAGUAUUUUUUUCGCACCAUGAUAAGUCAUGUUUUAUUCUCAGUUAGGAAUUGACGUAGCUCGAAAACCAACAGUAAAAAUCUUGUUCUUUGCAGGGAGUGCACAUCACAUUUGGAUUUUGGAAAAAUUGCACAGCUCACAUGCCUUAAGAGACUACGGCUCCGGGCAGCUUGUGGUGUACUAACAGUUCCAUCAUUUACCUUCAGUGGAGGAUUGAUGGCCCUCAGUAACCUCAAAGACCUUACUAAGCUGGUAAAACAUGAUCGUGUGAAUUUAUGUAGAAUUCACUGAGUUUUUUACUGUUGAGUGUAGUCAGUCGUUGAUCAGGAAAAAUUUAAAACAUCCAUUUUCUAAAGAUAAAUUAAUUGUUUACACAAAGGUAAUGAAUGUUUAUUUUUUCUUUGAAUUUCAGUCACUAACCACUCUAAAAAAUGUUCCAAGCUCUGAAUUUGGAUUUUUAAGAGAUCUUCCAAAUCUUGAGGAACUUGAGAUAGGAGAGUGUUCAGACUGGGAUGAUGAGGUAAGAACUUACCGUAAACUGGGUAACCUGUGUGAUGAGAUGUGAGCCUGGGCAGAGAAGUUGACAGCAGCCUUUAGAUUAGAAAUAAAUAUGUCGACUGAUAGUCCACCGACAUCUCAACUGAGCGUCGGCCGAUAGUGUUAACCGAUACUCAGUCAUUACGCAAGAUCCAAGUUCACUAUAUUUCACUGCAAUCUCUUUGACUUUAAUGUGCAAUAUUAGAGAUUUGUUUUUCUUGUUUGUUUUGUCUUUUUUUUUUUUUCAGACUUACGAGUGCCUUGGAUGCUUAACGAAUUUAAAAUGUUUAAGAUUAGAGUGCGGCAGUUCUCAUGAUGGACUUGCACAGGCCCUGAAGGGUAUGCAAAGGUAAACCAGUCAUAACCGAUGUGGUCACCUUACAGUACUACAGAAACUGGCCUUUCAGUGGCUUUAGGAAUUCUUGUGGUUCACUAGAUCGUCGUUCUGCCUUUGUCAGGAUAAGGAUGUAUUUCUGCAUACGUUUUUGUUACAAGCCUUCCUGAAAAACUAAUAACAAGAAUGGUCUCCUCAAAGCCAGGUUACCGAAACAUGAUCUUAAGGUGAACAUGCCAAGGGGCUCUUUAUGCGAAGAUACCUUUGCUAUUUCUUUGUGGACUUAUUGCGGACCUACAAAAUGACUAAUACACAACUCGAUGAGGUUGCGCCUCUGUGGAGGCUAUAACCAGAAAAAAGAUUAUUAUCGCCUGAUUUAACACAGCUUGACAAUCUUGUGAUCGCAGUAUGGUGUUUUUCUGUUUGCAGACUUGUCCAUUUGGAUCUUAUCGUGUUUGGUAUACCUUCUACUUUAGCGGAUGUUCUUCAGCUUCUCCCAAGCCUUAAAACGCUUUCUGUAUGGCCACUUGAGGUAAGGGAUUACUGAAAAUAAAAGAGGGUUUGAUCUUUUGGAUUCUUGCGACGCUUGUUUGAAUUUGAAUUACUUUAAAACACUAACAGAGGUUGGGGAGGGGCAUUUGAAGGGAGGAGGGAUGCGCAGUAGUUGUGGGGGGGGAGGGGUGGGGGGAGAGCCACGUUGAAAGGAAAGAUUAAGGCCCCGUCCACACGAUGCCGGCUUAUCCUUUUCAUGUCGACGGACAAAAAGUCAGGUUUUCGUGUACAAUAAUGCCAUACAUCAUAAAGCGCAUGCCUUGUAAGGGAUGCUAUCGUAUUUCCAUUGUUUUAGCGUUUUCGUGUUGACGGGCGAAGACGAAUCGAAUACGCGUGUUUUUUUUAGAAGAGAAAAAAUCUCAGUUUUCAGAAAUAACUGGAUACGCGUGGACGAGACCUAAAAAGAAUGACAUCGACGGCGGCGACGGCAGCCAAAACGCAGAGGUGCUUAUUUCCAAACUGAAGCCGGAUAUCACGGCCGACCCUGUUUAAGUAACUCGUGUUAAAUCUGGGAUGACUGUCAUUUUUGACUUAAAUUAUUAUUAAAUAUAGAAAAGUUUGGUAAAAUGCCAUGCGUUAUAUUGGGAUUCCUGUGAUCACAUGUCCUGACUAUGCUCAAUUCUGUAUGAUAUUCGCUCAUUUUCUCCCCGGCAAAUGCAAAGAAACUGACGUUCAGGGUAACUUUUCCUUUAAUCCACAGGACAGUACAGUAAACAGCCGUUACCUUCAGGCAGUCUGUCAACUGUCUGAUCUAUAUUGCUUGGACUGGGGUGUACUCACUGGACCACAGGCUUCCAACAUCACGGAUUUGCCGUCCUCUGACUCUCCUGCAUCAAGUGAUGUGCUUUCCAGAGAUGAACCGUUGAUACCGAUCGCACCUCAUCUGUGCUCUAACUUAACAUCUCAAUUUAAAUUUCACAAAGACUUCAAUAACAAUUCCAUGUUGUCUUUAAAUGAACUAAACCGCAUCUUGUGCAAGAGUCUUCUCAUGACAGACAUUCGUGUCUUCAGAGUGCCAAUCACGCCGGAAGGCAGGCUGUACUUCUGAGAGUUUACAAGAAUCUUCACAAUUCUAAUUAAUCAAAAAACGCUGGACUGCACUUGCGCUUCUCGGAACAACCCGACACUUUUCAAUCGCGAGACUUAAUUGUGUCAAGUAGGUAUUUAACUAUUUAAAAUCUGUGUUUAACCAAGGUUUCCCCUCAAAACGAAAACGAUAAGUGGGAAUUGGUUAGUGAGGCAAUCCUCCCUAAUAUGGACACCAUACGAACUGCAGAGGCAAGUAUCCAGUUUACAACAGACUGAGAGGCGUCCGUAUUGUUGAGGUGGAAAUCGUGGAGAUCAGAGGGACCGCAUAACUAUCUAGAGAAAACUGGGUUAAGAGAGUGGCCUUGAAAACUCAUUUGUGCCACAGUUUUUGAGGCCAGUCGACCCGUUUUCUAGUUACGUUCUGGCCAAAAAUAACCAAAGCUACCCAAAACGCUGUUAUAAGUCGACCCUCCAGAUCCACAAGCCAAUCCAGUUCAGUUCAUCGUGAUCAUCCGUUCAUGCCGCUAACUCUCUAUAAUGGCUAUAAAUUUUAUUUUAAAGAUGACAAUCGUUUCGUUAGCGACAAAAAAAGUCACUUGCCUUCUUUAUACCGCUUAUCAGACUGAUAACUAGAGGGACAGAACACUCGGUUAGCCCUAUAUUAGCUUUUCAAUAUCUGGCAGCCACGUGGUAACAACACCUGACUAAAAUCAACUGACAAACUUAGCAAGCAUUUACGAUUAGUAAGGAAAGGGCAAUAAACAUUUAAAAACACUGUUUUUUAAACCCCCGCCCUUAACAUAACCCAAGAGAGGCUUGCAUAAUCUCAUAAGCGUCUCAUUUCUGGUUCAUUUAUUAGACCCGGAAAUAGUGUUGGUUAAGACGCUGACAUUUUAAUGUAAAAGCAGAGAAGUGACUUUCAUAAUGAGAUAUGCUUGGCAGAUAGUUGAGCAUUUGAUUAAAUCGCCGCACAGAUUCAAGGAAGACCUUGCUCAUGUACGCCGGAUCUUUUGCAAGUCUCAUUUUUUACAAACCUUGUUACAUAGGUUCCAGAAAUUAUGAAAAUAAAUAAGGAAUUGUCAGUUGUAAACGACUUCAAUUGGUUCCAAACGUUAAUGGAAUAGACCAAUAUCAAUGCAUUUCGACAAUUCAUACUU
This is a messenger RNA of Porites evermanni, 11374 nucleotides long. Lineage: Eukaryota; Metazoa; Cnidaria; Anthozoa; Scleractinia; Poritidae. The record is from the annotation of a GenBank genome assembly.